Molecule: messenger RNA, 1262 nt
Organism: Bipolaris sorokiniana ND90Pr
Lineage: Eukaryota; Fungi; Ascomycota; Dothideomycetes; Pleosporales; Pleosporaceae
Exons: 2
Coding region: 68-1171 (367 amino acids)
Biological process (GO): mitochondrial proton-transporting ATP synthase complex assembly
Cellular component (GO): mitochondrion
Source: RefSeq, a predicted model, not a curated record
CGCCGGGCCUACUCGACGUCCCAUCAUUGUCGGCCAUACCAUACAAUCCAUCCCACCCCCAGCCACCAUGGAGUCGAUCCGCCCAGCACUGGCAAAGAUCCGCCUAGCUGCACCACAGCGAGUCUACAGUAGGCCGCUGUUAUGCCAAUGUCUGCACACAUCGGCUGCGCGGGGCGCCACGCCUCUGCCUCACCCGUCAGUGCCCGGUCCACCACCUGAGACGCCCCAGGCCCAACCUUCAGAUGCAGCGCAACGGGUUGCGAGGAAGAGGCGGCAGGCCGACAUGAUGAAGCAGGCGCGCGAGAUGCGCGAGUCCUACACCCCCUCCAACAAGCCAAAGAGCAUGCUGGCCAAGCGCUUCUGGAAAGACGUCUCGGUCAAGGAGACGGAUGGCGGCCUGCAGGUCUUCCUCGAUCACCGCCCCGUUCGAAUGCCUAACAAGCAGAUCCUCACCGUCCCCGCCUCCAAGCCCCAGCUCGCGGCUGCCAUUGCCCUCGAAUGGGACCUUCUCAUGAGCGCACAGCAGGCGCUCAAGAACGACUACAUACCCAUGACCUCGCUAGCUGCGCGUGCCAUUGACAUUGAGGCGGCGGACAAGGCGGGGCAGUCCAACAUCCGGAACGACAUCCUCGCCUACUUUAUGCGUGUGCUCGCUACCGACACUCUGCUCUGCUGGGCGCCCGAAAAGGUCAUCAACGACACGCUGCAGGACGGGAAGACGCUGCGCCAGAUCCAGGAAGAGGUGGCUACGGACAUCAUUGCAUAUCUCCAGACACACGUGUUCCCUGGUAUCGAGAUCAAGCCCACGCUCGACCCCAACUCUAUCAUCCCCGUGGAGCAGCCCAAGAUGACGCAGGAAGUAAUUCGCGGGUGGUGUGCAGGUCUCCCCGCCUAUGAGCUUGCGGGGCUGGAGCGGGCAGUGCUGGCAUCCAAGAGCCUGCUCGUCAGCGCACGGCUGGUGCAUGAAUGGAGUGAGGUAUUUGCGCAAUCACGGUCCGCCGCUGAGGGUAGUCGCUUUGGUAUCAACGAAGCGGCCGAGGCAAGCAGUUUGGAGGUCAAGUGGCAGACAGUGCAGUGGGGUGAGGUAGAAGACACACACGAUGUGCAAAGGGAGGACCUGCGGCGACAGCUAGGAAGCGCCAUUGUUCUAGUUAGCGGGAACGUGUCAUAAGGUGCCAGACGAGUGUAAAUUAGUGUAUGUAACAUAACAUAUCAAUUGCUUCAGUCGAGAGAAUCUUGGACGACGAGGGCAUGGUAGGCAG